Strongylus vulgaris is the source of this 398-nucleotide messenger RNA. The record is from the annotation of a GenBank genome assembly. Lineage: Eukaryota; Metazoa; Nematoda; Chromadorea; Rhabditida; Strongylidae.
AUGCUAGAUUGUCCACGCAGUCCAUCCACAUCCCUAGCAUCGUCCUCAGGACGAGAGACAGGAUCCACCGGCAAGGAUCAAGGUAUCAGCGGUGUUGCCAGCAGUGCUGAACGUUUGAAUGAAUCAACUUCAAGUUCACCAAGAAAGCGAGAAGAUUUUGUUGAAUGGAUAUAUUUCCGUGGCAAAACAUACCGUAGCAGUGGCGGCGGAAACUUUGUAGAGCGCGUUGCAGGAAAAUUUGCUGAAAAGGGGUGUGGUCUAAACGAGAUUGGACCACGCCCCUUUUACCCAAUCGCAUUAACAGACUUCUACAAUUUUGAAGUAUUGAGAAAUUAUGUAUCAACAACUGAAAUUUGUUUUGUGCAUUCAAUAAUGCACUGCAGUCAAAAAUUUUGAAA